Candidozyma auris is the source of this 1254-nucleotide messenger RNA. RefSeq names its product dihydrofolate synthase. The transcript has a single exon. Gene Ontology annotation, molecular function: ATP binding; tetrahydrofolylpolyglutamate synthase activity; dihydrofolate synthase activity. Gene Ontology annotation, cellular component: mitochondrion; cytosol; cytoplasm. Lineage: Eukaryota; Fungi; Ascomycota; Pichiomycetes; Serinales; Metschnikowiaceae. The coding region runs from base 1 to 1254 and encodes 417 amino acids. The record is from RefSeq and is a predicted model, not a curated record. Gene Ontology annotation, biological process: folic acid-containing compound biosynthetic process.
AUGGGCAUUGAGCUCGGCCUAGGCCGUGUAGAGAAGCUCCUCAAGCUCUUGGCCAACCCUCAUAGGCAACUCAAGUGUAUACAUGUGACAGGUACAAACGGUAAAGGCUCAACGCUAGCAUACUUAUCGUCGAUACUCAGUGAGGCCAAUAUUCGUCAUGGUCGCUUCACCACCCCGCAUACGAUCCUGGUGAAUGACAGCUUGAGUAUAAAUCGAGAUGCUUUACCAAUGGAAAAGUUCCAACAAUACAAGAUGAAGGUUCAAGCACAAAACGAUCGCCAUGAAGUGGGCUGUACUGAAUUUGAGAUUCUCACCUGCUCCAUGUUCUUAGCAUUUGCCUUUGAAGCGGUGGAAUUGGCACUUAUAGAGGUCGGACUUGGUGGACGAAACGAUGCUACAAAUGUCGUUUCGAAAGAUGAGGUCCUUGUUAGUGGCAUCACCAAGAUUGGGAUUGACCACGAGAAGUUUUUAGGGAAUACCAUUUCGCUGAUCGCUCACGAGAAAGCGGGCAUAAUAAAAAACGGAAUUGACUGUGUUGUUGAUCUGACAAACAGUGAAGAGGCUUUGGAAGUGAUCAGAAAGCAAGCAGAUCAACAGGGUAGCCCGCUACACGAAGUAAAUGGGUCAUCAUCUCGCAUCCAGAGGCUUAUAAAGCUUUCUCCGCUACGAGGCAAAUACCAGGAGCAGAAUCUUGCAAUCUCGUUGAAGAUUGUUUCCCUUCUAAGGGACAAAUAUCAAUACAAUAUCUCAGAUGAGGCCAUUGAGCGGGGUAUUCAAAAGACUACGUGGCCAGGAAGACUUCAACUUGUUCAGCACCCUGAGAAGAAUAUACAAUUUCUUCUCGACGGAGCUCACAACGAGAGUGCCGCCAUUGAGCUUGGUAACUAUCUUGAAGAUGUUCGCAAAGAUGACGAAGGUAUCAUUUUUGUCGUUGCACUCACUAAAGGAAAAUCCAUAGAGGGCUUGUUGAAGCACAUCGUCAAAGGUGAACACGACACAGUGAUCCCAAUGAAGUUUCUGCAGCCAGAGGAUAUGCCCUGGGUGCAUUGCUACGACGCGAGUGAACUAGCUCAAGUUGCAAAGAAGUUUGUGAGCAAUGUCAACGAAAUCAAGCUUGAAGAUGCGAAUGAGCUUUUUGAGCAUUUACAAAAAUUAAAGAAUGACAUGGAUAACAGACAGGUUGUCAUUUGUGGUAGUCUCUAUUUGUGUGCUGAUAUACUACGGGCCAUCCAGUACGCGCCCCAUCAAAGAUAA